Equus quagga is the source of this 2114-nucleotide messenger RNA. RefSeq names its product frataxin (gene FXN). Gene Ontology annotation, molecular function: ferric iron binding; 2 iron, 2 sulfur cluster binding; ferrous iron binding. Gene Ontology annotation, biological process: iron incorporation into metallo-sulfur cluster; intracellular iron ion homeostasis. The record is from RefSeq and is a predicted model, not a curated record. The transcript has 4 exons. Bases 192 to 599 code for a protein of 135 amino acids. Gene Ontology annotation, cellular component: mitochondrion. Lineage: Eukaryota; Metazoa; Chordata; Mammalia; Perissodactyla; Equidae.
AGAAAAGAAAUACUCCUAAAAAUUUGAACUUGGUUACUUAUGAAUGUAGAAAUGGCCAUAUUUAAACCAUGCAUUAAUGGACUCUAAAUAUACUACAAAAUGGUAAUGUUCUUCUUAACUUUGGCUUUUAGAGUUCGAGCCUCCACUUCCUCAGCCAGAUUCUGAAUGUCAAAAAGCAGAGUGUCUGUGUGAUGCAUUUGAGGACAACGGGGACUUUGGGUGACCCGGGUUCUCUGGAUGAGACCACCUACGAAAGACUGGCAGAGGAGACGCUGGACUCCUUAGCAGAGUUUUUUGAAGACCUUGCAGAUAAACCUUACACGUUUGAAGACUAUGAUGUCUCCUUUGGGAGUGGUGUUUUAACAGUUAAAAUGGGUGGAGAUCUGGGAACCUACGUGAUCAACAAGCAGACCCCAAACAAGCAAAUCUGGUUAUCUUCACCAUCCAGUGGACCCAAGCGUUACGACUGGACGGGGAAAAACUGGGUGUACUCCCACGAUGGCGUGUCUCUCCACGAACUACUGGCCGCGGAGCUGACUAAGGCCUUAAAAACCAAGCUGGACUUGUCUUCCCUGGCCUAUUCUGGAAAAGGCACCUGACGCCCAGCCCAGUUCUAAAGACAUUAAAAGCUAUAAAGCCAAGACUCCAGCUUCGUUCUGCAGCUGAGUGUCUAGUGUUUUCCAUUCCUGCUUUCGAGGACAGUUGCAUUGUGUGUAACAGCUCUGUGAAAAGAAUGCGUUGCCUCCCACUCUACCCCCAAAUUCGGAUGUUUAAUUUCUGUAGUUUUUUUGGAUUUAUUGUCUGAUUUCCUCCCUCACUGACAUCCCUUCUCUUUUAUGACGUCUGUAUGCCUAUACCCUUAUAAAUAACCUUACAACAAAGAAAAUAAGAAGGAAAAAUUCUAGGAGACGAAAUGAAUUGGUUUCACUAUUCAUUCUUUGAAGGACUUAUUACAAAACUCCGUGAAGAGUGGAUGGCCGACCUCACCAUUCUGUCUCAAAUGAGACUCGUUACAGGGUAGCCUGUAAGUGCUCCCACGCCUCUUGAAAAUGUGAACACUUCUAAGCCCUUCAUUAUUGAAGUGUGGAUGGCGACUCAGGAAUUCUCAAAUCGAAGACUCUUUCUGUGCUUUGUGUCUGCAGGGUGUGGCCUGCACCGGGUGACUCAGGGACGUGUGGUGCCACUUCUUCAGUAUAUGCACAUAUAUGCACACACACGCACAUUUACAUGUAUGUGUGCGUGUGUGUGUGUGUGUGUGUAUAUAUAUAUUUUUUUUAAGGGUUGAUAUGGAAUUGGCUGCUGCAACACUGGUCUGAGAAUGCAGACAGUCUCACAAAGACGAGAGGGGAGUAAAGCCAUCUCCAUAAGCUCGUGGGUGUAGUAGAAUACACGGGGUGUUGGAGCUGAGGAGGUGCUUUGUAAAUUGGGAAGGGCCACAUGAAUGCAGAGGUGUUCAUGUUGAUGAUAAGAACCCUGGUCCUACGCUGUGCUCAGCACAAAGUAGUUGUCAGUCUCUGGGCAAGUUUCAUGCACUCCCCCGACCUGUUUUCCCGUGUGUGAAAUGAGAGGGUUGACUGGAUAGAAUGUCCUUGGUUCCCAGUUCAGACAUGCGGGGGUCCCAUCAGGCAGCGUGACAGGCUGGCUUUAAUCCCCUCCGUAGAUGGGGGAGGACAAUGAACAUUUUUUUAAGCUAUAGAGGAAAUAUAUGGUUAUUGGUAUUGCUGUACUUGAAUUUCAGUUGAAUUCACAAAUAACAUCCUUUCUUGUGCCCUUACCGUGCUAAGCCUGUGCUGUAGACUGAACAUUAUGUUACUCAUUACUUAUGUUCCCCCCAAAUUCCUGUGUUGAAUCCUAACCCCCAAAGUCAUGGUGUUAGGGGGUGUGGACUUUGCGAGGUGAUUAGGUCCUGAGGGCAGAGCCCUCAUCGAUGGGAUUAGUGUUCUUAUAAAAGAGGCCCCAGAGAGCUCCCUUGCCCCUUCUUCCACGCGAGGACACAAGGAGCCUGCCGUCUAUGAACCGGGAAGCUGCCUUUACCAGACUCUGAAUCUGGGGGCCUUGAUCUCGGACAUCCCAGCCUCCAGAACUGUGAGAAAUAAAUUUCUGCUUUUAAGCCA